Messenger RNA from Poecilia latipinna (sailfin molly), 5931 nucleotides. It is a transcript of the gene eif2ak3, whose product is annotated as eukaryotic translation initiation factor 2-alpha kinase 3. NCBI's taxonomy places the organism in Eukaryota, Metazoa, Chordata, Actinopteri, Cyprinodontiformes, Poeciliidae. Gene Ontology annotation, biological process: eiF2alpha phosphorylation in response to endoplasmic reticulum stress. The transcript has 18 exons. The coding region runs from base 224 to 3538 and encodes 1104 amino acids. Gene Ontology annotation, molecular function: protein binding; eukaryotic translation initiation factor 2alpha kinase activity; ATP binding. The record is from RefSeq and is a predicted model, not a curated record. Gene Ontology annotation, cellular component: cytoplasm; nucleus.
GGGUAACCAAGGCAAGACUCAGUCUAGUAUAAAGGGAAUAACAUGGUGUCCCAGAGGCUGUUUAUGUUUACUUAAAGAACACGUUCAAGUGGGGCGUAUUUCCAGACACAGCAAAUAUUUUUAUAUCGUUUCAGUUUUUUUACACUUUCUUUAUUUUCAUGUUCAGAUUUACUUGCUUAGUGGCAUGUAAAUCAGCUACUUUACUAAUGUGCCAGUCUUACAAAUGGAAAGGGGGCUUCACUUUGGAAGCGUGAGCAUUACCCUGGUGCUCCUGCUGCUGCUGAAAGCGCUCAUAGGUUUCGGGACUUCGGAAGCUCAGGGCUCCGCCACCGGACUGGAGCCGGGGUCCGACAGCCGGGGUUCGGCGGCGACCUCGGGAGAACAUGGUGCCACCGCGGCCGUGGAGGAGCUCUGCAUGGAGAACACGGGCAACGCGAUCACUGGAGCUGACGUUACGGUGGAGGACGAUGAGAACUGGUCUGCAGGGGAGGCCGAAGAAUCCCGGGGAGAAAGUGACGGAACUGUUCGACCUACGAGGUCACUCGUGAUCAUCAGCACCCUGGACGGGCGGAUCUCGGCGCUGGAUCCUCACAACCAGGGCAGGAAGCAGUGGGACCUGGACGUGGGCUCAGGGUGCCUGGUGUCCUCCAGCCUCAGCAAACCUGAGCUAUUUGGCAAUAAGAUGGUCAUACCUUCGCUUGACGGUGCCUUGUUCCAGUGGAACCGGGACAGGGAGAGUAUGGAGGCUGUGCCUUUCAGUGUUGAAUCGCUGCUGGAGUCAUCCUACCGCAUCGGAGAGGACACCGUUCUGGUCGGGGGCAAGUCCCUCACUACUUACGGUCUGGGGGCCUACAGUGGCAAGAUCCGGUACAUUUGCUCUGUGGGAGGCUGCAGUCGGUGGGGGGACGAAGAGAUGGAGGCGGAGGACGUUCUCCUGCUGCAGAGGACUCAGAAGACAGUACGAGCCAUCAGGCCUCGAUCAGGAAUGGAGAAGUGGAACUUCAGUGUUGGGAGCUUUGAGCUCAAACUAGUCCCUGAGAAACAGUCUGGAAUAAACUUUCUGGAGGGAGACAUGGCGAACGAUGACUCCUGGAAGGAAAGCCAGCGAGUCAUCAUCGACGAACCAAAGGAGAGGGAGUACAUGGACAACAAGCAGAACCAAAACCAACAUUUGGACCUCGUCAUCAAAGUGUCUGUUCCCGAUUGGAAGGUCAUGGCCUUCAGCACCGAGCCCAACGAACGGCUGGUCUGGGAACAUCAGUUCUGUACACCCAUCGCCUCCGCCUGGCUGGUGGGUGGGGGUAAAGUCACACCGAUCAGCCUGUUUGACGACACCACAUACAGCAGCCGAUCAGAACCUAAAGAGGACGAUGAGGAGGAGUCCGAUAAAACCCAGAGUGCUGCAGAGUCCAGUGUCUACCUCGGGAUGUUUCAGGGGCAGCUCUACCUUCAGUCAUCAGUGAGGAUCUCUGAAAAGUUUCCCUCUAAAGCUAUCGAAUCGGAGAAAGACAUCAUUUCUCUCCCCACCGUCAAAUGGAAGCCACUUAUACAGUCCCCGUCUCGGACUCCGGCGCUGGUGGGCUCUGAUGAAUUUGACAAGUGUCUGAGUAACGACAAGUAUUCCCAUGACGAAUACAGCAACGGCGCCUUGUCCGUUCUUCAGUAUCCAUACGACAACGGUUACUACUUCCCCUACAGCAAGAAUUACCGGGAGAAACGUGAAAGUGCCAUCAGUCUGAUAAAGAGAAAUGAGGCGGGCUCGGACAACCGCAGGAGAAAGGACCCUGUGCUGCUGCUGCCAUGGUGGAAGGAAAUCCUCGGCACCAUCGUCUUCUGCAUCGCUGCCACCACCUACGUCGUCCGCAGGUUCUUCCACCCGCCUGCCCCUGUGGCCUACGUCAGGCAACGGAAAGAAUCCGAGACGCAGUGCCAGACCGACAGCAAGUUUGACCUUGAAGUUGUCGAAUCCAAAGAGCCGGUUGCCGUGGAGAACCGCUUCAGCGAAUAUGUGUCCAGGUACCUAACAGACUUCGAGCCCAUGCAGUGCCUCGGCCACGGGGGCUUCGGCGUCGUCUUUGAAGCUCGCAACAAGGUGGACGACUGCAACUACGCCAUCAAAAGGAUCCGCCUGCCCAACAGGGAGCUGGCCCGGGAGAAGGUGAUGCGAGAGGUGAAGGCCCUGGCUAAGCUGGAGCACCCAGGGAUCAUCCGCUACUUCAACGCCUGGCAGGAGAGCCCCCCCGAGGGCUGGCAGGAGGAGAUGGACCAGAGGUGGCACAAGGACGCCAGUACCACUGAUUGGCCGAUGAGCAUCCCCGACCACAUGGAGGUGCUGUCGGUCAAAGUCCCCGUGUCCAGUUCCGUGUCCCCCACGUCUGGUCCAGACGGAGACACAUCCGUCAGCGCUCAGGCUCUCCUCUCCAACAGCAACGCCGGCUUCAGCGCCAACGAAGGAGACGCCGAUCUGUCCUUCCAGCCGCUGCCGGGCCACGACAGCCUGAUGUCUGAGCGGGACAGCCAGGCCGACCCCGACGCCUCCGACACCCCCAACUCCUUCGAGCUGUGCCCGCCCCGCGGCCCCAGCGACUGCACUUCCUCCUCCUUCGACAUCGUCUUUGAGGACUCCGGCUGCGAUCGGGAUGCCGAUGCUGACGCCGACACGGACUCGGCCACGAGCGCCGCCGGUCCCGGAGCACUGACAGAGAAGAAGAGUUCUUCUUCUUCUCACAGCAGGCAGGAGGAGGCUGCACCGCCGGCCUCCUCCAGUCCUCCUCGACCGAUCGCGCUCACCCUGGCUCUCCCAGCCACCCAGCCGAUCCAGCGCUGCCAGCCUUCCCCAAAGGUGUACCUGUACAUCCAGAUGCAGCUUUGUCGGAAGGAGAACCUGAAGGACUGGAUGGCUCAGCGGUGCCUGCCGGACCAGAGGGAGCUCAACCAGUGUCUGGACAUCUUCCUGCAGAUCGCAGAGGCCGUCGACUUCCUGCAUAGCAAGGGCCUGAUGCACAGAGACCUGAAGCCUUCCAACAUCUUCUUCACCAUGGACGAUGUGGUGAAGGUGGGGGACUUUGGCCUGGUGACCGCCAUGGACCAAGAGGACGACGAGGAUGAGCCCAGUGUGUUGACCCCCGCCCCGCUCCUCACCCGGCACACGGGCCAGGUCGGCACCAAGCUCUACAUGAGCCCGGAGCAGCUCUCCGGUAACUCGUACUCUCACAAGGUGGACAUCUACUCUCUGGGGCUGAUCCUGUUCGAGCUGCUGUACCCCUUCAGGACCCAGAUGGAGAGAGUGAGGACGCUCACCGAGGUGAGAGCUCUGCGCUUCCCGGAGCUUUUCUCCAGAAACAACGCUGAGGAGCUGACCAUGGUCCGCAGCAUGCUUUCUCCGAGCCCCAGCGAGCGUCCCGAGGCGGCCGACAUCACUGCCAUGUCCCUGUUCCAGGAGCUGGAGCUGCCGUGCCGGCUCGCCGUCAGGCAGCGCUCCCGCACCUACAGCUCCUCGUCCAUGGGCCGCCCCGCACGCCAGGCGUCCUCCAGCUGAAAACGCUGCGUUCAGAUACCGUCUGACAUGAGAAGCCCCCGCCCGGUCACUUCGCUGCCAGAGAAUAGCGACAAAAAACUUUUUAAACGUAGACUGUAUCCCGCACAGUUAACUUUAGAAAAACACCGAGUCAUUUAUCGUUCAUGCAGCGUUACACUACCCAACUUUCACCCUUUGUAAGAGGGGAAAGACUCUUUCAAAAGCAUUUUUCUUGUGGGUAUUUCAACAAAACAAAAGAAAAAAGGGCAGUUUUUUUUUUUUUUGUUUGUUUUUUUAAUCCUGCUCUCAGCCAGCUGUGUGUAAACCUGCCCAGUGAUUUCUCUGCAGCAUUUACCUCUCAUCUCUUUCAGAAACUGCCUCUGUUCUCACUCUUAACAAAAUCAUCCUCGACACCGACGCUAAAAAAAACACAAUAAAAAACAAAACAAAUCCGGUCAAAACGUGCUGCUCGCUCUCAACGUUGAGCCAGUGUUCAAUCCCACACCGCUACGCCUCAGGUAUGAAGAACCAAGGGGACACUCCUCACUCCCAAGGGGCCUUUGAUGCUCGUGCGAACACAGAGUGGUGUUCCCACACACACAAUCUGCCUGAUUUGGAAGACCAAAAAAAACAAAACAAAAGAAAAGAAAAAGAAAACAUAAAAAAGAAGACGACCAUCUUUUUUUCAUAAUCAUUUUUUUAAUAUGAGAUGACGUAUUGCAUAGAGAGGCGUUUGAGUCCCGUCCGCCUGAUGUGACUUGCCUUUAGAAAGGGGCCGUCGGCCCUCAGGCUGAAUGCUAGCGUUAGCCCUCGUGUCGUUUUGCAUGUAUCAGACAGGAACAUGAAGGAAUGAAUGUGAGGUUGUUUUUUGUUUUUUAUCUUAAAGCCAGUACUUUUUUCUCUGUAAAUUUUCCAGAUUAACUCCUGAGGUGCUCAAUCCUUUUCUAGCACCUCUUCUUUACUAUCUGUACAUAGUUGAAGGCAAAACUUUGUUUAUACCCCCCCUCCCUUUGGUUAAGAUAAGUUUGACCAAUGUUGUAUAUAUCGUAAGACGCCAUUGCUUGUAAAAGGCUUUUUUUUUUUCCAUAUUGACCUGUAAGAUAGUGUGAUAUACUGUGAGAGACGAAAACAAAGAGGAGGUUCGCUCUUUGCCGUUAAUGAAUAGCUGAAUGUUACUAUGUGACCCCCGCCUGGAGACAAGACCACGGUGGUCACCUCUUUGAAAUUAUUCUCAGUGUUUGUUUUCACAUGUUUUUGGGGAACCAAGUGGAGAGCGUUGCCUUGCUUUGGAAAGAAAAAAAACACCAGAGGGGAGCUUGGAGGACCCGGAGUGCCAUUUGGAAGGACGGCUAAGUGUACUUUUCUGCAACCGAUAACACAGUCUUCUGCUGGCGAUUUCCCCCCCUGAAACGCACAAAACUAAAACUUUUUUAUGGUUACAAUCAUUGUUUGUUUGGUUUUUUGUAGAGAUGCACCGAGAAUUUUCAGCUCGACAGACAAAUACAAGACUCAAAAAUCUGGUAUUCUUCCGAUGUUUGAACGCACCAUACACAAGCAGUGAAAGCAGUUCUCGGUGUGGAUGUUGUUACUGUGUGAAGCAGACCUAAAGUUGGUCAUUUUCAGUAUCGCUGAAGCGUUUCAAGGUUCGGCUGCUACAACAGAGCUAGACUUCAGUGAGUUCUGGUCGUUGCGCUCCGACUUUUGUUUUGCCCAUUUUCUAGCGACCGUUUUCAGCUGUGAAAAUGGUGGCCUGCCAAAAUGACGUCAACAUGUACCCACCUCUUAAAUCCCCAUUUUAAAAAGGUCUGAUGUGCAGGAGCUGCUGAUGGGUUCGCUUUGUAUUCCAAAGUCAGAUUUUCCGAGUUCCCAGUCAAGAAUACAACAAUAACUCAGCCUAAAAUCCAAAUAAAACCUUGUCAGAUGAAGACCAGAUGAAUUUUUUUAUCUCAUUAAGCCCGUAGCUUAUUUACUAUACAUUUUAACAACUUGUAAACAUGUAUCUGUACUAUGUAAGUGCAUCAAAUGGAGGAAAAAUACAUUAUUAGCACUUACAGCUAGCUACAGCUAGCUUGUGCAGCUAGCUGUAGUUGCACAUGCCACUUUGCUUUAACAUCUUUCCUAAAUCUGAUCUUUUUUUACUUUCAAUAUAGACUGAGCACUGAUUAGAUAUAACAUACACAAGAAAACAAUGGAGGUGGGUGUUUUAAGUCUAACAGAAAAAUACAUUAUUAGUGUAUAUGAGUUAAUAGCGUAUAUGGAUAAAUUUUUCACAUUGAACUUCAAAAAUGAGAAUAAAUGUUGAUGCAUUUACAACCUGGAGUAGUAGCAAUUUUUGUAGUUUUGAUGCAUUUAAUAAAUGAAGUAAAAGGAAACCUGAAGAAAUCUGUGGUCAGAUCGGUGCAUCGCUACAAAAA